GACCGCCCCCUCCCAACCUCCGACGUCUGUAAGCUGCUAUCACGCAGGCGCGCUUCGAACGCCGGCUUCUCUGGUCUGGGUGCUUGCUCGGUACGCGGCGGCGGCGGAGAGCCUGCGAGGCCUGGUGAGCGCCGCUGAAGCCGCAGGCCUGCUGUGCGGUCGAAGGAACCGGUGAACGCUUGACGCCCCCACUUCACCCAUCCAGCGCUCGAGAUCGGCUGCCACGGAACCAGAAAUCAUGACCACCUCAGGAAAAGAGAACUUCCGCCUAAAGAGUUACAAGAACAAGUCCCUGAAUCCUGAUGAGAUGCGCCGGAGGAGAGAAGAAGAAGGACUUCAGUUACGCAAACAAAAAAGAGAAGAGCAGUUAUUCAAGCGAAGAAAUGUCGCCACAGCAGAAGAAGAAGCAGAAGAAGAAGUAAUGUCAGAUGGAGGCUUCCAUGAGGCCCAAAUCAAUAACAUGGAGAUGGCAUCAGGUGGUGUCAUUACCUCCGAUAUGAUUGAAAUGAUAUUCUCUAAUAGCCCAGAGCAGCAACUUUCAGCAACCCAGAAGUUUAGAAAACUACUUUCAAAAGAACCUAAUCCUCCAAUUGAUGAAGUCAUCAGCACACCAGGAGUGGUGGCCAGGUUUGUGGAGUUCCUCAAACGAAAAGAGAAUUGUACAUUACAGUUUGAAUCAGCUUGGGUGCUGACAAAUAUUGCUUCAGGAAAUUCCCUUCAGACUCGAAUUGUGAUUCAAGCAGGAGCUGUGCCAAUCUUCAUAGAGCUGCUCAGCUCAGAAUUUGAAGAUGUGCAGGAGCAGGCAGUCUGGGCUCUUGGUAAUAUCGCUGGAGACAGCACCAUGUGUAGGGACUAUGUGUUAGACUGCAACAUUCUGCCCCCUCUAUUGCAGCUACUUUCAAAACAGAACCGUUUGACCAUGACUCGGAAUGCGGUGUGGGCCUUGUCUAAUCUCUGCAGAGGGAAAAAUCCAUCCCCAGAUUUUGCAAAGGUUUCCCCCUGUCUGAAUGUACUUUCUUGGUUGCUGUUUGUUAAUGACACUGAUGUGCUAGCCGACGCAUGCUGGGCACUAUCAUAUCUAUCAGAUGGACCCAAUGAUAAAAUUCAAGCAGUAAUUGAUGCAGGAGUAUGUAGGAGAUUAGUGGAGCUACUGAUGCAUAAUGACUACAAGGUGGUUUCUCCUGCUUUACGGGCUGUAGGAAACAUUGUUACAGGUGAUGAUGUUCAGACACAGGUAAUUUUGAAUUGCUCAGCCCUGCAGAGUUUAUUGCAUUUACUCAGUAGCCCAAAGGAAUCUAUCAAAAAAGAAGCCUGUUGGACAAUAUCUAAUAUCACAGCUGGAAACAGGGCUCAGAUCCAGACUGUGAUAGAUGCCAACAUUUUUCCAGCUCUCAUUAACAUAUUACAGACUGCUGAGUUUCGGACAAGGAAAGAAGCUGCUUGGGCCAUUACAAAUGCAACUUCAGGGGGUUCCGCCGAACAGAUAAAGUACCUAGUGGAACUUGGUUGUAUCAAACCACUCUGUGAUCUCCUCACAGUCAUGGACUCUAAGAUUGUACAAGUUGCCCUGAAUGGCUUAGAAAACAUCCUGAGACUUGGCGAGCAAGAAGCCAAGAGGAAUGGCAAUGGCAUUAACCCUUACUGUGCAUUGAUCGAGGAAGCAUAUGGUCUGGAUAAAAUUGAAUUCCUACAGAGUCAUGAAAACCAGGAAAUCUACCAGAAGGCCUUUGAUCUCAUUGAGCAUUACUUUGGGACAGAGGAUGAGGACAGCAGCAUCGCACCUUCAGUUGAUCUUGACCAGCAGCAGUACAUUUUCCAGCAGUGUGAGGCUCCCAUGGAAGGUUUCCAGCUUUGAAGCAGUUCUUACAUAUGUUCCUGUGUCAGAUCAGGCUACUCGAUCAAGUCCUCUUGUGGAGCCCACAGCCCUCAUGGAGCUAAUUUCUCAAUGUUUUCCAUAAUACUGUUUGCGCUCAUUUGCUUGCCUUGCGCACCUGCUCUCUUACACACAUCUGGAAAACCUCUGGCUCUUUGUGGUGGAAUGCCCUCUUAACAAAUGGGUAACCAGAAUGGCCCACCCUCUUAUGGAAAACCCAUAGGCUUUGGAUAUCGGCAUUUACAUUUUACAAGAGUUGUGUGGGAACAUCUAUAUUAAUAUGGAUCCCUGCCUUUGUUGGAAAAAAAAAUUAUUGCCCCUUUGCUUCCCUUUAAAUGGAAAAAAAAAUUAUACUGACAAAAGAUAAUACUAACAUUUAUCUUUUAUUCCACACAACUUGCUUGCAAGUCAAAGGAGAUGUAGACACAUUGUGUGUACUUCAGAGUUCUUUUCUCGUGCUCUUCCACAGUAACCCCUUGGAUUAGUUGGUGAAUUUCUCCAGCCAGAUUGGCAUUAAUCCUCACUGAGAUUGAUGAACUCUCCUUCAUCCCCAAUCCAUACAAUUCUUCACAUAUUAAAGUAAGCCAUCAGUGUCCCCCUAUCUUGAGUCUCUGGUGAACGUGCUUUUUGGUUGUCAAAAGUGAUGAAGAACUAAUUGACAUUUUUAUUCUAGAAAGUCUAAGUACCACGAUCUGUGUUGCAGAUCCCCUUAGAGGAAAGGGGGCAUAUAUGGCCCUCUUUGGUCAUGAACAUUUUAGGAUUUGGAAGUGGCUCAGUUUUAAUGCUGUUAUGAGGACUCCCAGAAUUAAAAUAUGCGUGACAUCUCCCCAGACCUGAACACAAUGUGACUAGAAGCGGUGUCUCUGCAUUAAUGAAGAAAUGUUUCAGGCUUUGUGGUCCUGACCAAGGUCCUUAAGGUAUUGAAGUUCUCCCUAGGUGCUCUCACUGUCUGUGGCUGUCAGAAAACAUCCAUUUAAAGAUUGCUUGAGUAUUUUUUUUUUUGUUCUUAGGCAGCUUGAUCUUAACACAUUCAUGCUGUAAACACAACUCUUUUAGCCUAGACCAUCUUUAAUCUGUUUUAAUAUUAACACCAGGAAUAAUAAUAAGGAAAUAACCAGGAAAACUGGAUAGUGUUAUGGUUCUUCCAGCUGUGAAAUAUAGUUCUGACCACAGCUUCCUGUCUUAUGUCCUCCUUCCCCACCCCACCCCAAAAAACAACCACCACCACCCACCUUCUCAACAUAGCACUAUUUUAAUUGUAAAGGGGGCAUGGAUCAUCAUGAUGGUUUUAUUCCAUCCCCUUACUAGUACUGCAGUCCUUGAAUUAGUGCUGAUGUACAUCUGGCUGUGUUGGUGAGGUGCUGCUUUGUGCAUGAUGACCCCCGAUCUGUACCGACAAACAGUACCUCAGUUGGUCCACAGUAUGUUUGGACUGGACCUUGGGAUGGAAAGCUGAGGAGCUUAAUGCCAACACCAGUUGAAUAUUGUUUCUUCUCAGUGCUAGCUGGCCAUCUGGAUACAACAUUGGGACGCCAUCAAAGAAGACUUGCUGUUGCCCUUCUGUGCCAAUGGGUUCUGAAGGAAAGCUGCUUACUUCUGUUUCUGAACAUGCCCUUUCACAUAGCUUUGGAUUUUUUUCUUGUUUUAUGGGAUUCAUAGUCACCCCCAAAGUAAACCAUUUGGAAAGUUACCAUUGAUGAGCUUCCCUACAUCCCUGGGGAGCCCUGCUGGGUGUGUGGGAUAUGCAGAGCUUUCAUACCUCAUCGUGAUGCUAUUCACCAUUGGCAACUGGCAACAGCAGCCACCUGACAUGACGUGACUUAAAAAUUGUUUUUAAAAAGUCAUCCAAACCAGAAAGAUGCAAAGACAGUGGACAUAAUCAGCUCCAAGUGGGAUACAUGCUUCCUUCACAUCCAGUCUGUACUUGUGUCUGUGCUCUUGGAUGAAUAACGUCUGGUAUAUGUAUGUUAAUCUUGGAGCAGCCCCUGAAAAACUAGUCCACUCCAUCCACAACUGUUACUUCUUCUAGUGCUGCUUUGUGCUGAAAGAACAUCUAGUUUACUGCACUUGACCUGUAAAGGGACUUUGAUUCUUUGUAAUUUUAGGGAUAAAUUAGGUGGUUAAUUUAAAGAAAAAUCUUCAAUGUUGCCUUUACAUCACAUUAAAAAUAACUUCUCUUUCAGAAGGGUGAUAGAAGCACUGAUUCGUAGCAAAAUCUUGUUUUUAGCUUUGACAUUUUUUUUGUGGCUGGAUUUUUUUAAAUUGUAAAUUACUGAUAACAUGUCAUUUCUAUAGGAUCUGUUUUAAAUCAUGUACCUUUUAUUGGACAGUACAAAAAUACAGCAUAUUUUGUAAACCAAUUUGAAUGGAAAAAUAUAUAAAGCACAGCAGAAAGUUGUUUCCCCUAAGUUAGUAAGCAUAGUGUAUGUUGGGAAUUUUUGCUAGUAAUGGCAGGUGCCUAAAUGAGUGAAUUAAAACAAAGAGUCCAUUUAAAAUGUGUUCCGUCUUUCUGUCCAAAACAAGGGAAUUUUUCUUUUCCCUAAAAUGGAGCAGGUUUGUGAAUUACGUCAUAUGGGCUACCUCAGGUUCUCUACAACAAAAUUACCAUUGUAUAAAUUUUAAGAAAUUAGUUUACUGCAGAAAUUCCCCCUCCCCCACAUCCCCAAGGCUGGAGGGGACUAUUUAGAUGGUGGGAGAUCUCUGAUAGUCCCUCUUUCUUAAAAAAAGGAUCUAUGGAGUUGAUUGGUUUGGAGCAAAAUAAUAGGAAAGGGAGGGAAAGGAAUAGUUCAUAUGAAGGAGUAGGAUUUACAAGAAGUUAUACGACUGUCCUGAAAAGAGGGAGAGAGAUGUAUGGAGGAGGAAUGGGGGAAGCAUGAACAACUGAGAGUGAUUUAUUUGUAGCAGCUGCUUCCUCUCAGCCAUGGAAAACCUAGCUUCCCAUGUUUGAAAUUCUCAAUUUUUCCACUUUCCCUGAAUUCGUUCUAACUUGCUGUGUUGCUUUGUGUUUCUACGUGGCAGAAUCCUUUUUUAUUUACUUUUAAUUGAUUUUUCCCAAAGAAGUCAUUUUUAACAGUAAUUUGAUGUCUUUUUUUCAGUGUAUAUCAAUUUUUUCCCUUUCAGAAAGAUCUAAUUUUAUAAAGGUCCCUUGCCUGUAUUUGGACCAAUAUGUAAUGAAGUGUUGGUAUGAAUGAGUUAAUUAUGAACUACUUACUUUUGUUUUCCUAGUUUGAUCAUUUCAUUAAUUCAUUUAUUUUGAGCCAGCCACAAAGUGCCUGUCACAGGAAGUGUAUGUGCUAAUUUUGUUUUCUGUUGUAUUAAUUAUUGAAUGACCCAAGUAUAUUCACUUCAACACUGUGUAAAGACUCUCCAGGCUCAUGUUAUCCUUCUGGGCACAAGUUAGCCCUUUUCUUAGUUCUUUAUUUUUCCAAAACUUUUAAGGUCUGAAUAAUUCCAGUUAGAUUUUAUUGUGAGGGUCAAGGUGGAUAGAAAUAAGUGAUAAUCUGGAGAGACUAUAACUAGGUAAGAUUGUAAUGGUAGGGAACAGGGAAGACAUGGUACAUGUAGACAGGCAAAGAAAGCUAAGACUAGGAAACAGAUUUCUCCAUGGGUCUUUUGAAUUCUUUCAUCCUUGCUAAUCAGUUGCUUCUUCCUUCUUCAUCGUCCUAGUUUCAUGCCAUGGAAAAGUCACCCUUUGGCUGAUAUUACUAAGUAGUUUCUUCAUAAGCCAGCUGAUUUGAACCUGAACCAACUGUAAAUCUUUUUAUUCACAUAAUUUGAGUCAGUAGUAAGCCUAACUCUCAGUGAUGUUCAUUUGCCGAAACAAUCUAUGUUCCAAAAUCAGGUUUCCUCAAAACAUUAUAUUGCUUUAAACUCUUCUGUGUCAUUUCUCUCAGGCAAGUUUAAGUAAGUUUGCUUACCCAAAGCAAAAUUAUUGCCAAAAUUUAAACACGGUCUAGGGUAAUGUUAAGAAGGGGCUUUCUAAGGUCAGAAGUGUACCAUGUUCUUUUUUUCUUUGGAUGCAGUGGAGAAGAUAGGUAUUGUCUGUCUUGAGCUGAGACUUAAGUAGUAUAAAACACUUUUUCUGCAGAGUGGUUUCAACAUGAAAAAUGUUUUUUAUGUAGUAUGGUAAGUAAAAAUUUUAAUAUAUAUGCAUAUACUCACAUGAAUCUGACUUACCUGGAGUUUUUAAUGUUAUUGUAAUAAUGCCAGAGCAGCAUGAUUCAGUAAAGAAUAUUGUCCAGACUUUG
This is a messenger RNA of Trichosurus vulpecula (common brushtail), 6120 nucleotides long. RefSeq names its product karyopherin subunit alpha 1 (gene KPNA1). The transcript has 14 exons. Gene Ontology annotation, biological process: postsynapse to nucleus signaling pathway; NLS-bearing protein import into nucleus. The record is from RefSeq and is a predicted model, not a curated record. Gene Ontology annotation, molecular function: protein binding; nuclear import signal receptor activity. Gene Ontology annotation, cellular component: cytoplasm; nucleus; nucleoplasm. The coding region runs from base 239 to 1855 and encodes 538 amino acids. NCBI's taxonomy places the organism in Eukaryota, Metazoa, Chordata, Mammalia, Diprotodontia, Phalangeridae.